CUUCUUACAUUUUGAGGUCUCCCAUAAAGCUGAGCUGGAGAGUAGUAGUAGAUACUUCGCCACUUUUGCCCAAACAUGGAGAAAUACAGCAAGUGGAGGGACGCCGGUACGGGGGUUCAACCUUUCCUACCACCAGUAUCAUCAUCUGGAGCACCGAUACCAGUACGAGCAUACAAAUCUCUAGCUUACAUCGUAGCUACCUUCAAGUUGGCUGUGCUGGUGGUAAUUGGAAUAGCCUAUGCGCUGGUAGUAGCUCUUCCGGAGACGCUGUUGGGCUGGGAUUCCGGAUUGAUACCGCUAUUGCUAAAAUGGCCAGCAGUUGCACUACUACGACUUGCUCUACUGUUCAUGGGCUACAUCAAUAUCUCCACGGAGGUGGUUUCUACCAAAAGAGGACGUAUGAAGAGUAACCCUGCUAUCAGACCGGUCAAAGGAGAUCUCAUCGUGGCCAAUUGGACGUCGUACAUUGACAUCAUCUACCUUGCAUUCCGCUUCAGCCCCACGUAUGCUUUACCCGUACAUGCACCUCCUGCGCUGGAUCCUUCGAAAAGCGUCAGCCUGACAGGCCGCCAAACCGGUACCGGAUCUUCCAAGAUCGACCUCCCCUCCAUCUCGGCCGUCCCUAGCUCUCCUCUGCUAGGCUACGUCCCAGUCGGGCUCUUGACAAUGAUCAACCUCACCGGUCAUACUCCGGCUCAUACCUUCGCUACUCGGUUCUCUGGCAAGGACGUCAAGCUGUACAGUCUAAAAGACUUGUGCGACAAGGCGCCUGGACCGGUCGUCCUGUUCCCCGAGGGUACGACGACCAACGGCCGAGGACUGCUUCGAUCGAGCGAAGGACUGUUCGGGACGGAAGGUUGGGAAGUUCCUGUCCGCCAACGAGCCGUAUGGAUGUGUUGGUUCAAACAUCCUCCUCCUUCGGAAUUCUCCCCCUCGGCGACCUUGUCUAUACCCGACUCGUCCUCUUCGACGAACCCCCUCUCGCACCUAUUCCACUCGCUCCUCUGCACCAUGACCACCCGUUCUCUGACCGCCCGAUGGCUCCAUCCAGACUGUUCGCCCAGCAGCGGGGACUUCCUACCCAGCGAAAUCCUCGGACUCAAUACCGGCUCGUCUUCAGCUCAGAACAAGAGCGUGUCUCGCUCGGCUGGGAACAUGCAGAACGACGUCCUAGCUCAGUGUCUGACGUUGAUCAUGCUCCAGCUGGGCCGGGCCAAGCAGAUCGGGAUGGGCUGGGAGGACAAGACGGCGUUCUUGGACUUUUGGCGGGAGAAGAAUAGGCGGAUCGGCAAGACGAGCAACAAGACGGCGGAGAGCGCUCGUUUGAAAAAGAGGAGAUGAUCGGGUGGAUGGGGCUUGGUUCUUACGUUUCUCAUGUAAGAUUGAGGUUUCUCCUAUAUGAUUGCUGUUUGGGGAGGGGACGCUUUCGCGAGUCGGGCUGUGUCUUCGUCCCCCUUGCCUCCGAUGUCGCCCUACUGCAUACUGAGGGGUCCGAGUACCCUUCCGCCCUUUAUAUGUGUUGAAAGAACGCAACGUCCGUGUAAAGAGCCAUUUCGGCGAACCAGAUGGCAUCGGGAGAGGUGCAACGCUGGCAUCCUUGUAGCGUUUCGUGUCGCCCGCUCCUUCUCGCUUACCAACGCUGUUCAUGUAUUAGAUUCGAUGAACUGGAUUACGCACAUCGCAAGAGUUGCCUUGCGACCCCGGCGCAUAUGAACGA
Molecule: messenger RNA, 1717 nt
Organism: Filobasidium floriforme
Lineage: Eukaryota; Fungi; Basidiomycota; Tremellomycetes; Filobasidiales; Filobasidiaceae
Exons: 6
Coding region: 76-1341 (421 amino acids)
Source: RefSeq, a predicted model, not a curated record